Diospyros lotus (date-plum) is the source of this 1257-nucleotide messenger RNA. Its product is annotated as probable peroxidase 26. Gene Ontology annotation, biological process: response to oxidative stress; hydrogen peroxide catabolic process. The record is from RefSeq and is a predicted model, not a curated record. The coding region runs from base 45 to 1070 and encodes 341 amino acids. Gene Ontology annotation, cellular component: plasmodesma; plant-type cell wall. Gene Ontology annotation, molecular function: peroxidase activity; heme binding. NCBI's taxonomy places the organism in Eukaryota, Viridiplantae, Streptophyta, Magnoliopsida, Ericales, Ebenaceae. The transcript has 4 exons.
CCCAGUGCAGUAGACGAAGACCCUUUGCGCACAAUUUGAAGAUCAUGGGCAUGGGCAUGGGCAAGGGAGGCUACUUGCUUCUUCUCCCUCUUCUGGCUCUUGCUCUGGCAUCUUGGUGGCCGCCGGUUGCCAAUGCGGCGGAGCUGCCGCCAGGGAAUAAGCCGCUGAUCCGACAGUACUACAAGAAGCUCAACACCUGCGCCAACGCGGAGGCGUUUGUUCAUCAUCAGGUGCAGUCCUUCUGGCAGAAGGAUAAGAGCCUCCCUGCCCAGCUUCUCAAGUUGGUCUACGCCGACUGCAUGGUCAACGGUUGCGACGCAUCGGUUCUCUUGGCGGGUCCAGGUACAGAGAGAACUGCGCCUCAAAAUGCAGGGCUCAAGGGAUUUGAGGUCAUCGACAAGAUCAAGAUCGUCCUCGAAGAUCGUUGUCCCGGCGUGGUCUCUUGUGCGGACAUUCUCCAUCUCGCAGCAAGAGAUGCUGUCCAUUUGGCUGGAGCACCAUCCUAUCCCGUGUAUUUGGGCAGAAGAGAUGGGUUGGAUUCAAAGGCUGGAUGGGUGAACCUCCCAUCACCGUCCAUUUCGUGGGAUUCAGCUUUGGCAUUCUUCCAAUCCAAAGGUUUGAAUGUACUCGACAUGACUACUCUCUUAGGAGCACAUUCACUAGGAAGAGCACACUGCAGAUACAUCUGGGACCGCCUGUACAACUUCAAUAAUACAGGAAAGCCAGACCCCAGCAUGAAGAAAUCCUUCCUGAUAACAAUGAGAGAGCAGUGUCCACGCCAGCUCAAGAAUGGCCAAAGUGAUCCACUCAUAUACCUAGACCCAGACUCCGGUCCCAAUUUCCAGUUCAACAAUACCUACUACUCCCGAGUACUAAGUGGUGAAUCAGUUCUUGGAGUUGAUCAGCAGCUACGCUAUGGACGUGACACCAAGGAAAUAACCCAGGAAUUUGCCGGUAAUCAGGAAAUGUUCCGCAGGGAAUUUGCCUUGGCAAUGAGCCGUAUGGGCCGUAUCCAAGUACUGACUGGUACCAGCGGAGAGAUACGCCGGGUUUGCAGUCGUAGAAACUAGUAAUAAAAGAACCUCAACAACCAACAACUAUAAGUCAAUUAAUCUAUAGCCUCUUUGAGGUAUAUUUGAUACUAUUAAGGACAAAGGUCAAUAUGAUCAUUUGUUUUUCCUUGCUAACAAUGAACCAGUUAUCUUUUGGAUAGAACAAGAGUCCAUUUCAGGAAAGAACAGAACCAAGUGGAUACAA